This is a messenger RNA of Mesoplodon densirostris (Blainville's beaked whale), 1696 nucleotides long. RefSeq names its product zinc finger MYND-type containing 10 (gene ZMYND10). Bases 41 to 1363 code for a protein of 440 amino acids. Gene Ontology annotation, biological process: outer dynein arm assembly; inner dynein arm assembly; motile cilium assembly. The transcript is spliced from 12 exons. The record is from RefSeq and is a predicted model, not a curated record. Gene Ontology annotation, cellular component: cytoplasm; centriolar satellite. NCBI's taxonomy places the organism in Eukaryota, Metazoa, Chordata, Mammalia, Artiodactyla, Ziphiidae.
GCCGAACCCCACCUUCCCGCUUCCUGUCCCUUGCGCCGACAUGGGCGACCUGGAGUUGCUGCUGCCCGGGGAGGCUGACGUGCUAGUGCGGGGACUGCGCAGCUUCCAGCUGCGCGAGAUGGGCUCCGGAGGGUGGAACCAGCAGCAUGAGAACCUCGAGAAGCUGAACAUGCAGGCUAUCCUUGAUGCCACGGCCAGCCAGGGCGAGCCCAUCCAGGAGCUGCUGGUCACCCAUGGGAAGAUCCCGACGCUGGUGGUGGAGCUGAUUGCAGUGGAGAUGUGGAAGCAGAAGGUGUUCCCUGUGCUGUGCAGGCUGGAAGACUUCAAGCCCCAGAACACUUUUCCCAUUUACAUGGUGUUACACCAUGAGGCCUCCAUCAUCAACCUCCUGGAGACAGUAUUCUUCCACAAGGAGGUGUGUGAGUCAGCAGAGGACACCAUCUUGGACCUGGUGGACUACUGCCACCGCAAACUGACUCUGUUGGUCGCCCAGAGUGGCCAUGGUGGCCCCCCUGAGGAGGAGAAGUCCCAGUAUGGCACCCCCAUGCAGGAGCUGCAGAAGCAGGCAGAGCUGAUGGAAUUUGAGAUCGCACUGAAGGCCCUCUCAGUGCUGCGCUACAUCACAGACUGUGUGGAAAGCCUUUCCCUGAGCACCUUGAGCCGCAUGCUCAGCACCCACAAUCUGCCCUGUCUCCUGGUGGAACUGCUGGAGCACAGUCCCUGGAGCCGGCAGGAAGGCGGCAAGCUGCAGCAAUUUGAGAGCGGCCGUUGGCAGACAGUGUCCCCCUCAGAGCAGCAAAAGCUGAGCAAGUUGGAUGGGCAGGUGUGGAUCGCCCUGUACAAUCUGCUGCUAAGCCCUGAGGCCCGGGCCCGCUACUGCCUCACAAGCUUUGCCAAAGGACAGCUACUCAAGCUUCGGGCCUUCCUCACAGACACACUGCUCGACCAGCUGCCCAACCUGGCAGACCUGCAGGGUUUCCUGGCCCACCUGGCCCUGACUGAAGCCCAGCCCCCUAAGAAGGACCUGGUGUUGGAACAGAUCCCAGAAAUCUGGGAGCGGCUAGAGCGAGAGAACAGAGGCAAGUGGCAGGCUAUUGCCAAGCAUCAGCUGCAGCAUGUAUUCAGCCCCUCGGAGCAGGAACUGAGGCUGCAGGCACGAAGGUGGGCGGAGACCUACAGGCUGGACGUGCUAGAGGCAGUGGCUCCAGAGCAGCCCCGCUGUGCCUACUGCAAUGCAGAGGCCUCCAAGCGCUGCUCACGAUGCCAGAAUGAGUGGUAUUGCUGCAGGGAGUGCCAAGUCAAGCACUGGGAGAAGCAUGGAAAGGCUUGUGUCCCGGCAGCCCAGGGUGACAGAGCCAAGUGAAGGCUGCAGCUGCUGAGGGCCGACCACCCAUGCCAUACAACCCCGUGCCCCUGAACCUCUGGAUCUCAGUCCGGCCUCUGCAAGCGCCCCAGCCUCCCAGGUGGUGAGGAUAGCAGGCGGGAAGAGCUGCUGACCCAUCUCCCCCAGCAAAGCGCUCGCCACUUCCUGCUCCACCCGGCGGGUAGGCUUAGGGUGCAGCCUCAGCAAGCUGGGGCAGGAGGCCUGGGCCGGAGGCAAGGGUCGGAUGUGGGGACCCUCUUCCUCCAGUACAGUAAAGCUAGCUUCCAGAAACACGCCUGUUUCCGCGUGGCCCUUUGAGGUCGUCGUGGUUGU